AUGGGCAAUGCUCAGUCUCUCAUUCGCACCAGUGGUGCACUGGACUCGUUUGUGGCCGAAUUAGGCGGUGACAUCGUCUACGAGAGAAGUCUUGGAUCUGCUCGAUUUCUUAAGACUGUCAAGUGCCGACAUAAGAGCGGGUAUCUCGUAGUCAAGAUAUUUGUAAAGCCCGAUCCUGGGCUGAGCAUGCGGAAGUACCACCGAAGGCUCAAAGUUGAGCGUGAGGCCUUGGUGGACAUUGCAAAUGUGUACAGUUAUCAGACCUUCGUUGAAACGGACAAGGCUGGGUAUAUCGUGCGACAAUGGAUUGCGAGUAGUCUGUACGAUCGAAUCAGUACCCGCCCAUUCCUCAGUACGAUAGACAAGAAAUGGAUCGCAUUCCAGUUGCUCAAUGCUCUACGUGAUGCACGCAAUCGGAAGGUCUCUCACGGAGACAUCAAAUCGGAGAACAUCUUGGUCACCUCGUGGAACUGGGUGUACCUGUCUGACUUUGCCUCCUAUAAGCCCACGUAUUUACCCCUUGACGACCCCUCCGACUUCUCGUUUUUCUUCGACACGUCUGGCAGACGUACAUGCUAUAUUGCUCCGGAGAGAUUCUAUACCGCUGCGGAUAACCCAGACAUCAGUGCAAAGAAGUCACGUUUAGCCAUGGACGAUGGCGAAGGCAGGCGAGACGGCAGAGUGACCGAGGCUAUGGACUGUUUUAGCGCUGGCUGCGUGAUUGCAGAGCUCUUUCUCGAGGGCGCUCCCCUUUUCACUCUCAGUCAGUUGUUUAAGUACCGUGAAGGAGAGUUCAGUGUCGACGCACAACUGAACGCCAUUGACGAUGAGGGUGUGCGGAAUCUCAUCAAGCAGAUGAUUGCCGUCGAACCGUCAGUCAGACCUACUUUUGACAACCUACUGCACACCUCGCGCGGCACCGUCCUGCCAGAGUCGUUCUAUUCCUUUUUCCACAACUACGUCUCAUCGAUCAAUGAGCUUUCCACCCCGUCACCUUUCGCAGCCCAGCCUGCCCCACCAGUCAAUGUCGUCAAUAUUGUAUCACCAACCACCCCUAGCUCAACCAUAAAGGGGACCGCCACCCCGCUGCCAAGCGACUCGGACCACAGAAUGAACAAGAUAUGGGCUGAUUUCGAAAGUGUGGAACCGUACCUUCUUACUGAGACAGUGGAAGAGACGGUGAUGGAUAUCAAGGUAGAGUACACCCCGACUGCGGAAUCGUCGAAACCGUUUCAGGAUGUCCUUCCGGUUGAGCUGUACAUCCCAAAUCGUGAAAGCAAGCUACGCACCGCCUGGUCUGCGGGACGCCGAGCUGCUGCCGAAGACGGACCCGCCUUGAUUGUCCUUGCACUUGUGUGCGCGAACAUCCGCAACUGCAGCAGACCUAGUUCUAAAAUCCGAGGCUUGGACGUAUUCUUGGCUCUGUCACCUUACCUCACAGAUGAGGCCAAGCUCGACCGCAUGGUCCCGUACAUUGUGGAUCUCCUGCACGAUGAUGCUGCCAUCGUUCGUGCUUCAGCCCUUCGAACUCUCAUGCAAAUCCUGAUGCUCGUCACGGUAAUUACUCCAUCAAACGCUGCCAUAUUCCCCGAAUACAUCAUCCCAGCCGUCGGACACCUUGUUCGUGAUCCAGAGGUCGCUGUCCGUUGUAUGUAUGCACAAUGCAUUGUGUCGUUGGCAGACACCGCUGUGCGGUACUUGGAGAUGGGACAGGCGCUGAAGGCCCACGGUUCGUAUAAGCUAGCACCGGACACUCAAGAGUAUGACGAGGCGCACUUUGAAGUCUCAUAUGAUGCUAGCUUGCAAGAAUUGCACAACAGCAUACAGGAGCACUUGGGAACACUAUUAGUCGACCCAUCAAGUGUUGUCAAGCGGGCCGUUCUCCACAACAUAUCAUCUCUCUGCAUAUUCCUUGGAAGACAGAAUGCCAAUGACGUUCUUCUGAGCCAUAUGAUCACAUACCUGAACGACCGCGAUUGGCUCCUCCGGUAUGCCUUUUAUGACUGUAUAGUUGAUGUUGCAGCUUGCGCUGGGGGACGAAGCCUUGAGGAGUACAUUCUUCCCCUUAUGAUUCAGUCGCUUUCCGACAAGAUGCGAAUAUGGGAGCUUAUGAGUGCUACCCUUGGUUUCCUGUAUCAUCCGGAUAUUUGGAUAAGAGAAGGUAAAAAUCUGUUAGGUGCUGCCGCUUUCAUUGCCUCUGCUGCUAAGCACUUACCACCAAGCGACGUCUGGUGUAUCCUGUAUCCCUCGCUAAAACAUUUCCUGCGUUCUGACGUCCGUGAUGUCGACGAAAGGAGCCUCUUGUUGAUGUUGAAGCAUCCGCUAUCAAGGCAGGUGUUCGAUGCCGCGGUACAAUGGGCCAUGAAGUCCGACAAGUCAUCCUUCUGGCGAAGCCAUCGGAGCUCGAAGCCAGAAUCUCCAAGGGAUAGUCUUGCGACCGUACGGCAGUCGAGCUAUCGUAGUAGAUCAGAAGAAGAUGAGUCACAAAUGACCAAGCUGCAGCAACUGGGUAUGACGCCCACUGAAGAGUCGAAGCUAAUGGCAAUGCGUGACUAUAUAUUAAAGCUGGCACGAAGUAUCUCGAGCUUUGCGAAUCGGAUUAGCGCCGAGAUGGAGACAAAUUCUCUGAAGUCGACGACCGCUAUUGAGCUGCAGAAGCUCGGUGUAGUCCCACAGACCGUCUUCUUGAAGGCGUCACGUUCAAUGUCGACUCGAAGGUCACAUUCGGAUCUAUCCGUAAGAUCUCCAGGCAUAGGCACGCCCCGUUCGGGGAGAACCUUCAGCAUUGAUCACACUACCGGUGCUCCUUUCGAGGACUUGCGGCGGAGACUCGCUAUUAUCAACGGUUCAACAACAUCUCUGACAGUGCAGGGUGCAAGGGAAUUGCGCAGUCCUACAGCUCCUUUUCCAGACCCCGCAAACUUCCCUCCAUCUAGCAUUGUGGAUGUGGUUGGCGCUGUCCCUCGACCUGGUAGCCCCACAGAAUCGAUCGUGUCUAUCACCAACCCGUCUGCCUCACGGCCCAUGCGCAUUGGCAGCGUUGAUGGGCAAAAGGCUGCACCUGCUAUUGGGUCCUCCCGGACCAACGCGACUGGACUGCUCGACGCCCAUAGUCACAGCCGUUCGGAUUCACCAGAACCGUCUGGUCGGACAUCACCUUACUCGCCUGCAGGUACCGUACGUGCGCAGCAACGAUUCCGCCCACCAUCGCUUGCACCGAUUUCUACAUAUGAUGGCCAAGAACCUGGAAUCGGCAGCGUGCUCGAACAGCUAUACUAUGACAACAGUCGUGAGCUGCAGAAUGAUUUCGGCCCUCGUGUACAUGAAGGCCCUGUCAGACGGAGAAACGCAGCGAGACACAGCUUCAUCACUCGAGACACAGGUUCCCGACGUCCCGAGACCACCCUCAUCGCCCACCUCAACUCGCAUGGUGAUGCGGUCACCGGUCUAGCAGUAUCCCCAGACCACAUGUUCUUUGUGUCCGCGUCUGACGACAAGACGGUCAAGGUGUGGGAUACUGCGCGCCUCGAGCGUAACGUCACGAGCAAACCGCGGCACACAUACGGGCAACACCAUGCGCGGGUGAAAUGUGUGUGCAUGCUGGAGGGUGUGCACUGUUUUGCGAGCGCGGCCGACGACGGCAGCCUGCAUAUUGUGCGAGUGCACGUACACGUCAGUCAGAGCGGCAGCUUGCCGAAGUACAGCAAGCUACAGGUAGUCCGCGAACACCGCGUCGAGCAGUCUGGCGAGUACAUCACCAGUAUGGCGCAUCAUAUGACUGACACCUCGUCGAACCUGGUGUACGCAACCACUCAUAGCGUCAUAUCCAUCAUUGACUUGCGCACGAUGCGUCAACUCCAAAGGAUGGAGAAUCCGCGCCACCAUGGACCAAUCACCUGCCUAUGUCUCGACCGCAGGCGUGCGUGGGUCGCGUGCGGCACAUCAACUGGCGUGCUCUCGUUGUGGGAUAUUCGCUUUGGCAUCCUUAUCAAGAGCUGGAAAGUAGGCGCUGCAGGCAAACACAGAACUGCACGGAUCUACCAGUGCGUGGUCCAUCCAGUGAAGGGCAAAGGCAAGUGGAUCAUCGUCGCCUUGGAGGCGAAGAAGCUUGAUCAAGAGCAAGAGGCACAAAGGCUGCUAGAGGUCUGGGACAUUGAGAAGUCUGUGCUGGUAGAGACAUUCGUGACCCGGAUCGCCGCGAAUCCCGCUCAAGAGGUCGCGGAGUUAAGUGCUGCGAGUGUGGACGACGCAGAGACAAGUCCCGCCGCAGCCAUCGCAGCUCUCGUUCGUUCUAGGCAGGAGGGCGGCAGUGCCUCUGACCCCACUCGGCGUGCGCACCCUGGCGCGCCAGGCGCUCCUGAGGGAGCCACUCCCCCUUGCCCGGACAUCCGCGCGAUUGUAGUCGGAACUGAAUUCGGCGGCCACACAACGAUGCGAUCGACCAUGGCUGACCAGCAGAAUGAUGGCACGAAGUCCGGCCGGCCGUCUGGACGGGGCUUCCUCUUAAGCGGGUCGGAGGAUCGCCGUAUACGGUUCUGGGACCUCGGUCGGGCAGAGCGCUCUAGCGUGCUGAGCGGCCUCGAGAACGAAAGCGAGAGACCGACUGCUGUCGAGCCUCUACUCACGUAUAUUGUUUUUCACAGCGCUGUUCAGCCCGCGGCAAGCUCUGCCAUCGCACAAGUGGAAACAUGGACUUCACCCCCAAACUCUGGUCUUAAUAACAGACCACCACAACGAUUGUCCCUCAUCAAUCAUAAUCAGCAGAACCUGUUGAAGGGCCAUCAAGAUACCAUAACCGCGCUUGCAUGCAUUGACUCACCGUUCCGGGGCGGUAUUGCGAGCGGCGAUCGGGCUGGUGUCAUCAAAGUUUGGAGGGUAGAAGGGCUCGACAUGUCGUGA
Molecule: messenger RNA, 4899 nt
Organism: Postia placenta MAD-698-R-SB12
Lineage: Eukaryota; Fungi; Basidiomycota; Agaricomycetes; Polyporales; Adustoporiaceae
Exons: 19
Coding region: 1-4899 (1632 amino acids)
Biological process (GO): protein phosphorylation; late endosome to vacuole transport; macroautophagy
Cellular component (GO): phosphatidylinositol 3-kinase complex, class III, type II; phosphatidylinositol 3-kinase complex, class III, type I; late endosome
Molecular function (GO): ATP binding; protein serine/threonine kinase activity; protein binding
Source: RefSeq, a predicted model, not a curated record